Molecule: messenger RNA, 1113 nt
Organism: Bursaphelenchus okinawaensis
Lineage: Eukaryota; Metazoa; Nematoda; Chromadorea; Rhabditida; Aphelenchoididae
Source: the annotation of a GenBank genome assembly
AUGACCUCAACAACCUCAAUCCUCUACUUCAUUGUACUAGCCGUGCCAACAACCGCCUUCCUCUUCCCACCAGCUCCAGCACCACCACCAAUGCCAUGUUGUGCUCCACCACCACCACCCCCAUGUCCACCACCCUGCCCACCACCCUGCCCACCGCCAUGUCCUCCACCACCACCGCCAUGCCCUUGUGGCGGCCGUAAGAAGAGAGAGGUAGGCUUAGUUUUAGCAGGUGGAGAGGGUAUAAUAAUGUUAAUGCUGGGCGAGGUAAAUGAUUUAGGAGGAAAAAAAGGGUAGAUUUUUAAGAUUAGAGGGGUAGGGAGGAAAGGGGGGGGGGGAGAAUGAAAGAGGUAAAAUAGUAUUUUUGAGUAAUCAGAAAAGUUAAAACGUCGAUUUUAACCAAAAUUUCAAAAAAUAAAUUUGGGCGUGGUAAAAAUUUUUUGGGGGGUAGGGAGGAGUAAAAAAAGUAGAUAAAAGUUUUAAAAGUUAUUUUUAGUCAAAAUUGUAAGCAAUCGCACUAAUUACAAAAAAAAGUUGGGCGUGGUAAAAAAUUAUUUAGGGGGUGCUAAAAAGUUUUUUCUCUGAAAAAAUGCAUCUACCUAUUUAAAUGAACUUUACAGUAUUUAAAACCCCAAAAAAAUUUUUUUUAAUUUUUUUGGGGUUUUUUUAAAAAUUUUGAUUUUUAAGGCCAUUAUCCCUGUUGUAAAAACCCAUGAUGAUAUGCCAUGCCCACAAGAACACUGGUUGCCAAUCAUUGAUAAGGUAAGGCUUGAUACGAUAUUGCUCUAUGUUAACAUAAAAAAUAAGUUUUUUUAAAUUUAAAAUUUUUAGAAAUUUUUUGAAAAUAUGAAAUUCAAUUUUGGCGCCAAAUAUUAAGUUUUAAGUGUUAAGUCUAAGCAGCAGCCUAACCCAUUACCAUUUCAGUACAUAACCUCCGACUCAAAGACCUCGGCCAAAGCAAUUCAGACCGAAAUGUUUGAAGAGUUUGGCCACAAAUUCUUCGUCAGUUGUGACAAACGCCACUCGAAAGAACUACCAUUCCUGGCCAAUGGCGACGGUUACUGUAUGCGAGAGCAGAAGGAGGUCAGGUGUAUAGUCGUGGCUUUGAACAACUAA